AUGAGGAAUUUCAUCAACAUGUCUGCGCUCACUUGUCGAAUGACGUACAAUACUGACCAUGGCAACAUGCAUCUUGUCCUGGCCGACCAGUGUGACGUUGCAAGCUUUGUGGAAUCCUCCAUCUAUCUCAACGAUAAUUAUUCCGCGCACCAACAUGUUCCUGUUGAAAUUGAACAGGCCAUGCUCCUGGACAAGAAGUUGUCACGGAAUCUUCAGGCUCGCCUCAGAGAGCUGAUCAAGGUUUCAGGGAAUGGAGUCAACACUGGAAUCACUAAUGCCUAUGGGCUGGAAGGCCUGAACGCGGGUUGGGAAUUUUUGGUUGGCAAAGAGAAUAGGUGGCUAUUCUCCACUCGUGUGGUCAAGUCGGACAGCGUCAGUCAGUCCUGUCAUUACGACAUCUUGUCCGGAACCUUCUUGUUGGAUUGGAGACGUAUUGGUCGACUCCCUCCGGAGUAUAUGCGUGCUCCAAUUUACGCUAGAUUGUUUGGUUCGCGUAUACUCAACGUUACUCAGUCCCACCUGAGCCGGAUGGAGUAUAUGUCAGUCAAACCGAUCAACGGUCACGAGGUGCACCUGACAAUGGAGGAAGGUGAACUUCUCGUCGAAGCCAAAAUUGGGGAUUCCCAUCUCCGCCUCAUACCUCAUACGAUCCUGAAGCCCGAUCUGCCUGAGAGCCUCAGCGAGAAAUUCGUCCAUUGGAUGGAUUUGCAACGUGGUGAAAUCGAAUUCAGGCCGCUUGCGUUUGCUUGGAAUCCGCCUGAGAGGCCCUGGAGGCUCCAUCUUCACAACAGUGCCGGCCCUUACAUGGAUAUGGACAAUAGACGACUGUUGGAUCGGGAAAGCCGUUUGGCUGGAUCGAUUCUUGACAUUCUUCAGACCCUAGAACGGCGUGAUCACAUCAUCAUCACCUCCAAUGCGGCUGGAGUUGACAUCGAAAUCCCUCGAAUGCGGUUAACAUUCACCGUGAACCAGGCCGGCGGCUUGGAAUCGAAACAGCUUGGAGCAAUUGUGGAUCCCGACCAAGAUAUCGGAUGCUUGAUUGGAUUGCGGAACAAGCUCGUGCUCCGACACCUGGAUCUGCAUCCAAACACUCAGGAAAGGAGUGUUCUUGUACCAUACGGCGAGUUAUCCACCAAUAAACAUGACGGCCACAGCCAGGUUGAGAUAGUCCUUGGCCACACGCAGAAACUGUCUUUCAUGCACUAUCAACUGGAUACCAGACUAGCGCGUCUGCGGAAUCAGCAGGGUUUCCUCAGCCAGCUGUAUCUGGCCUAUUUGCAUGCUGUAACAAGCUCAGUGGUGCCUGACCCACUCACUGGCUACACUGGUACUCAAGAGGCCUUGCGGAUUCUACGAGAACAGUCACUGAGGACUUCGACUCCGAUCAGCGAGGAGGCUGUUCCGUUGCUCAAAAAAAUUGCAGCCCUAACUCCUGCGCGGCACUUCUAUCCGAAGAAUUUGAAGAAGAUGCAAACGAUUGAAUGGGAUCCGGAUCUUGGUGAACUAAUGCAACAUGAGGACUUCCAAACUCUCGUUGCAGACAUUGUCCUCCAUGCAUCUCAGGUCAGCAUGCUACAACCAGGACCGAAUACUGCUUCGCUUUUGAAAGAUCGAGGAAACUCGGACCUUCUGCGAAGGGCAUCGAAUCGCAACUCGUCGGUUCGCAACACGGACUUGGGAGUAAGAGAGAAGGCCGACAGUGUGUACCAUGCAAGAGACGGCAACCUCGAUAGCGAUGGAGCCCGUCGCGUGCUCAUGCGCUUGUUCUCAAUGGUUGUUUUCGAACAGGAUAGCUCCCUUCCAAUAGUACGGAGCCUCCUGGCCAUCGCAUGCUCCCCGCAAUUCAAGGAUAUCCGACCUUUGAAACCUUCGUACGACCUCACCUCAGGGGAGGGGCUCGAUCGCAACGAAAUUCAAAAGACGGUCUUAGCGCACAUAGAAGAUCCCAAAAGACGUUACGACGAAUCGAAAGACCUCUGGGAUCUGAGGCUCAAAGAAUUCCGCCACGAAAGGAACGAAGAAGUACAGUCAGCCGUCAAUCACAUCUGUAGCCAAUGGCCCUGUGAUUCUCCUACCGUGUUACGAGCUGGUCAUCUCCUCCAUGGGAAAGAGUAUUUGGUUCAAAGGGAGUGCGAGAUCCUCUUUACGGCGUGGAACGACAAUCGAAAGUUCAUGAUGCACAUUUCCGACUUGCAGUCUGAACUUUCGAAGAUUCACUGCAAACGCGAAGAGACACCACGACUGGUAUCUGUGUCAAGGCUACAGCUCACCCACCACAAGACUUCAAUCGCUGUAGCGCCCGACUUGACAAGCCUCCUCUAUGCGAGGGUUCCUCCAAAGUCGCCGAUCAUUCCUGCACCACUUGAGGCAAGACGGCCCCGUCAAUGUGCGAAAUCUUUGCCAGGCUUGGAAGAACUGGAAGAGACCAUACACAGCAUGAAGAAUGACAGUGAUGCUACUCGCAAGGCUUAUGCUGAAGACCUGGAAGCUAGCCUUAAGUCCCUCAAGGAUGCGGAUGUCCCCGAAACACCCCGCACAAUUCCGUUGUCGAACAACGAGCUUCUUACGCACCAAGCAGCAUUGACAAAGCAGUUUGCUGGCUCCCUCUGCUCUUUCAAUCUGGCGUUGAGCCCGAGGACGGUCUCAGAGCUGUCUUUGCGCGACGCAGGCCUGUGGCCACGCAUCGAUGCGGCGUCACUACUUGCAUGCCUGUCUGCGCAUCGGCGGGCAUCAGUGCCUGGUCCUUGGAAAGAAUUUCUCGUCUCCUUGGGCGAGCUACUUUCAUCCCUCCAGAGACUUGAAAGACUACUAAGUUUCAGUCAUCGGAAUGAUGUUCUGGGCUUCUACAAAGAAGCCGAGGAGCCGGGACACCAAUCAUGGAGUGCUACCGACUUUCCCGACUGGCUUCUCAUUGAAAUCGAAAACAAUCUGACUAUUCGCGAGAUCCAGGCUGAAGUGGCACAGAAGAUGAUCCAACCGGACCAUGGAGAAAACGCAGUUCUGCAACUCAACAUGGGGGAAGGGAAAUCUUCUGUUAUUGUUCCAAUGGUAAUGACCGCAUUGUCAGACGGCAAGAACUUGGGGAGGCUCGUUGUCCUCAAGCCCCUCCUAAAACAGACAUUGGAUUUACUUUCCCAACGUCUCGGUGGUCUAGUGGAUCGCCGCAUAUUCCACGCACCAUUCACACGAGAGAACCGCCUCGACGAAACUGAACUUUCUCAGCUCCGCGCGCAUUUCGAGAAAUGCCAGCGAGAUCAAUGCAUUGUGGUCACUCUUCCGGAGCACAUGAUGUCGUUCCGGCUCAUGGGCCGCGAACGCCUUCAGACCCAACCCCAAUUGGCCUGGGAAAUGGUGGGCCUGGAAAGGUGGCUCGGUGUGACAUGCCGCGAUGUCCUUGAUGAGAGUGAUGCUAUCCUCGACCCACGUUUUCAACUGGUAUACUCCAUGGGCACUCAGAGGAUCAUGGACGGCCAGCCAGAAAGAUGGGUCAUUACUCAGAGGGUUCUAGCACUAUUCGCACGUGAGGCCAGCCGCCUGCAAACUGAGGGCUGUCGAGAUGUCGAAGUGGACCUUCGAGGACGCAGCUUCCCCAUCAUCACGUUUUUGAACCCGGAUAUCGGCCCCACGAUACUAGACCGGGUCGUUGACGAGAUCCAGCGCGGGAACCUCCUUGGCCUUUCCCUUUCGCACUGCACAGCCAGUGUGCGCCAGGCUGUCGUGGCGUUCAUUCGAGACCGUUCCGUUUCCCAGCCCAUCUUGGCACUUGUGGAGCAAGAGUUUGCAAAUUCUGCAAUUUGGAAAAUCCUACUUCUACUUCGCGGGUUGAUCGCCAACAACAUUCUGUUGUUCGCCUUCCAGCAGAAGCGCUGGCUAGUCAACUACGGCCUCGAUCUCUCGCGCUGCAUGAUGGCAGUGCCAUAUCGAGCUAAAGGAGUUCCAUCGAUCAGCGCCGAGUUCGGCCAUCCGGACGUCGCUAUUGUGCUUACCUGUCUAAGCUACUAUUACAGCGGCUUGACUCCAGAUCAACUGCGGCAAGCAUUCGGCCACCUCUUCCGUGAAUCCGACCCUGACAGCGAGUAUCAAUUAUGGGCACAAGAUUGCCCCAACAUUUCCAUCCAGAGCCUCCAUGGAGUUAACCUCGAGGAUGAACGAUCAUGGGAAGAAAGCAUAUAUCCACAGUUGCGAUUCUCGAAGUCUGCUGCAGACUACUUCAUGACGACCGUAGUCUUUCCACACGAAGGAAAGGAAUUCCCCGCGAAGUUAUCGACGUCGGCAUGGGACAUUCCAUCUGAGAUGCAAGCAACCACUGGAUUCAGCGGUACCAAUGACAACAAGUUUCUUUUACCUCUGUCAAUUCGCCAGAACGAUCUGCCUCAACUGCAUCGCACGAACGCAAUGGUAGCUAACAUGCUGCUCCAACGGGAAAACCGCGAAUACGUACAGGCCAAGGACACGUCCGGGAAGAAGCUCAGUGUCGAAGGACUGCUCGCACUAUUGUGCUCCCAAACCCUUCCGAUUACAGUUCUCAUUGACGUCGGAGCUCAGGUUCUCGAGGCGAGCAACGAAGACGUGGCCAGAAAAUGGUUGCAACUUUCUCCCGAUUCCCCUGCUGCGGUCUUCUUCAACGAGGCAGAUGAAUUACGCGUAGUAGAUCGGCACGGAUUCGUUGAACAGCUGUCCCGCUCUGCAUUCCACCGGAACUUGGAGAAAUGUUUGAUAUAUCUCGACGAAGUGCACACUCGUGGAGUGGACAUCAAGAUGCCAACAUAUGCCCGCGCUGCCGUCACGCUUGGGCCGAAGACCACGAAAGACCGUCUUGUCCAAGCCUGCAUGAGAAUGCGCAAGCUUGGGUGCCACCAGUCUCUGGUUUUCUUCGCCCCGCCAGAAGUGCAUCAAGAAAUACUGGCGCUUUCAGGAAAGGAGCCAGGAGUCGACUUGGACUCACGGGAUGUCCUUAGCUGGAGCUUUGAUCAGACAUGCCGUGCGACGAGCUCCAUCAAGCCGCUUUGGAUCAUGCAAGGACUGGAGCACAGUCAUCGAAAACGCCUCUGUGCAGAAUACCUACAAGGGUCUGCUUUGGAGCCGUCCCAGAUCACUGAGUUUUGCACCCACUUAGAAGAACCUGAAGGCCGUACUCUAUAUGAGAUGUACGGCGAAGGCUCUGGCCAAGCUGCUUUCCGUUCCUGCCUCACUGACGAAAAGGCCCACCAAGACCCAACCGUUCAACAUUUACUGUCAGAAUGGGAACUAUUCAAAGAGGGCCAUAGCAGAGACUGGUCUCUCCAAGAAGAGCAGGAAAGAGAAAUAGCACAUGAAGUGGAGCAAGAACGAGAGCUCCAGCGGCCUCCCCCGGCGAAGGCACUUCCACACGAGAUUGAUCCCGCGCUGAGGAAGUUCAUCCAGACUGGACGCCUCGACGAUGCUUCUAUGCUGUGGCAGAUACUCUUCUCGUAA
Molecule: messenger RNA, 5454 nt
Organism: Lasiodiplodia theobromae
Lineage: Eukaryota; Fungi; Ascomycota; Dothideomycetes; Botryosphaeriales; Botryosphaeriaceae
Exons: 6
Coding region: 1-5454 (1817 amino acids)
Source: RefSeq, a predicted model, not a curated record